Exophiala aquamarina CBS 119918 is the source of this 651-nucleotide messenger RNA. RefSeq lists its product as uncharacterized. The transcript is spliced from 3 exons. Bases 1 to 651 code for a protein of 216 amino acids. NCBI's taxonomy places the organism in Eukaryota, Fungi, Ascomycota, Eurotiomycetes, Chaetothyriales, Herpotrichiellaceae. The record is from RefSeq and is a predicted model, not a curated record.
AUGCUGUCCCGAUCACUCUUCGCUGCUGCAGCUCUGGCUGUUGUGUCCUAUGCGCAGACCAUCGCCACUUCUAGUGCCAGCUCAGUGGCUGCGGCUACUACUGUCUCACAAGUGAUGCCACCAGCCGCCACGGCCUCCUUCAAUCCCGCAGGUGUUGACUCUACCGAAGCCUUCAACUGGUGCCGUGGUCAACUAAACACUUGCCCUCAGAUCUGUGGCGGUUCUGCUUCGCAAAAUCGAUGUGACUCGAUUCAAUUUACAUACACUUGUGUCUGUGCCAAUGGUACAGUUCCUGACUGCACCGCAUUCUCCGAGACCCUCCCCUACUUCAUCUGCCAAGCAACCUAUGGACAAUGUGUUGACGCACAUCCCAAUGACGCACAAGGCCAGUCGGUAUGUGAAGAGAAUCAACAAUGCGGCACUCGCAACGCUACUGCCGAAGCCCUUGCCGCAACCUCUGCGGCAGCGAGCUCAUCCGCCGCUGAAACCUCAAGCUCGGCGUCUUCAUCAGCUUCCGGCUCUGCUACCGCUGCCAGCAGCUCUACUCCCUCUGCCUCCUCCACCGGUAAUGCUGCAGUGGGUUCGAGCCAACAGCUCGCCACUGGAGCGUUUACCGCUCUCCUGAUAGCUGCGUGCAAGUUCUUGUUGUAG